Molecule: messenger RNA, 4234 nt
Organism: Oreochromis aureus
Lineage: Eukaryota; Metazoa; Chordata; Actinopteri; Cichliformes; Cichlidae
Gene: trpv4
Product: transient receptor potential cation channel, subfamily V, member 4
Exons: 17
Coding region: 342-2954 (870 amino acids)
Biological process (GO): actin filament organization; calcium ion import across plasma membrane; osmosensory signaling pathway
Cellular component (GO): membrane; cilium
Molecular function (GO): calcium channel activity; protein binding
Source: RefSeq, a predicted model, not a curated record
GAUGUGGUCACUUUGUCCCACCCAAAGUUUGUGAAAGUGGCCGUUGUUCUGUGAGACUUUAACGGCAGCCGUAUACGCGAGGGAGGGUAACUGUUUUAGGUAAUUCACUUUCAUCUGGAUGCCUGGAGUUGCAUUAAAGCAGAAGAUGCAUUCAAGGAGCGCACAGUAGAUCAGAGAAAACACGUCCAAACUUUCUAUGGGAUAAAGUUACGGAGCAGGCUGUAAACAUUUCUAAGAAAAUGAAAACUGGAUUUACUGGUUAGAGGAAGCGCCCACAUGCUUCAGCAUCAUUUCCAGUUUCCCCCCGAAGAGGAAUUUGGCACAUCAUUGUGAUAAGAGGGAUGAAUGAGGGGCGAUCUGCUAUCUUCAAAAGGCGCCACCUCGCCUUGCCCAAGGGCAACGCCAUCAGCUCUGAACCAAGCAUCUCGGUGGAUUUGGGAGACAGUGAGGCUGCUCAGCCUGAGGGUGAUGGAGCCUUCCCUUUAUCUGAGUUCUCACACCUGUUCGAGAGCCAGGAUGGAUCCCCAGCAACUCAGGACUCGAGUCAGGAGUCAAUCCUGGAGCCGGCCCAGCCGGGCCACCCCGCUGACAGCAGACAGUACCUACGGAUGAAGUUCCACGGUGCUUUCAAGAAGGGCAUAUCCAACCCAAUGGACCUCCUGGAAUCCACCAUAUAUGAGUCAAAUGUGGUUCCUGCUCCCAAGAAAGCACCCAUGGACUCACUCUUUGACUAUGGCACCUACGGAAACUCAAGCAACCAGAAGAAACGCAGAAAGAAGCUCCCAAAAGGCAAAACAGAGGCAUCCUGUGACGCGAGCCAGAGCUCUGAUCCUCCAAAAGUCGUCAAAGUAUUCAACCGCUCGCUUCUCUUCGACUGUGUGUCACGUGGAGACCCCGGGGAACUCGAGGGCCUGUUGGAGUACCUGCAAAGUAACAACAAGAGGUUAACCGAUGAGGAAUUCAGAGAGCCAUACACAGGUAAGACAUGUCUGCCAAAAGCUUUGAUGAACCUUUAUGGCCGUCAGAACAACACCAUCCCAGUGCUGGUCGACAUAGCAGAGAAGAAUGGGAGUCUCAGAGAGUUCAUUAAUACGCCCUUCAGGGACGUCUACUACAGAGGCCAGACAGCGCUCCACAUUGCCAUCGAACGACGCUGUAAGCAGUAUGUGAAGCUGCUGGUGGAAAAAGGAGCUGACGUUCAUGCCCAGGCGAGGGGACGCUUCUUCCAGCCCAAAGACGAGGGUGGUUACUUCUACUUUGGUGAGCUGCCUCUCUCUCUGGCUGCCUGCACGAACCAGCCCGACAUAGUGCACUACCUGACGGAGAAUCCGCACAAGAAAGCUGACGUGCGACGCCAGGAUUCACGUGGAAACACGGUGCUGCACGCGCUGGUGCACAUUGCAGACAACACCAAGGACAACACGCGUUUCCUCACAAAGAUGUACGACCUGCUGCUAAUCAAGACUGCCAAGCUUUACCCAGACUGCAACCUGGAGACAGUGCCCAACAAUGAUGGCAUGUCGCCUCUCAUGAUGGCUGCCAGAUUGGGCAAGAUAGGGAUUUUUCAACACAUUAUCCGACGUGAGAUCAAAGACGAGGAAGUUCGUCAUCUGUCCCGUAAGUUUAAGGACUGGGCCUAUGGUCCGGUGUACUCCUCCCUCUAUGAUCUGUCUUCACUGGAUACAUGUGGCAAGGAGUCAUCUGUGCUGGAAAUCCUUGUCUACACCAGUCACAAUGAGAACCGCCAUGAGAUGCUGGCAGUGGAGCCCAUCAAUGAGCUGUUGAGGGCCAAAUGGAACAGGUUUGCUGCUGUCACUUUUUACAUCAGUGUGUUCUCCUACCUCAUCACCAUGAUCAUAUUCACCCUGGUGGCUUAUUACCAACCAACAGAUGGAAAGCCUCCAUACCCACGUACCACAUCGUCUGACUACUGGCGGAUGGCCGGGGAGAUUGUCACACUGGCAUCAGGAAUCUUCUUCUUCCUCACAAAUAUUAAGGACCUCUUCCUGAAAAAGUGCCCUGGGGUGAAGUCUUUAUUUAUUGAUGGAUCCUUUCAACUGCUGUACUUCAUCUACUCUGUACUGAUUAUAGUCACAGCUGCUCUCUACCUGUCUGGCAUUGAGGCCUACGUCUCUGUCAUGGUGUUUGCACUCGCCCUGGGCUGGAUGAACACACUUUACUUCACCAGGGGCCUGAAGCUCACGGGCACCUACAGCAUCAUGAUACAAAAGAUUCUUUUCAAGGACCUUUUCAGGUUUCUGCUGGUGUAUGUGCUCUUCAUGAUCGGUUUUGCAUCAGCCUUGGUAUCCCUGCUGACUGUGUGCCCUCCGCCAGGCACAGUGUGUAACGGGAGUUGCCCAACCUACCCUGCAUGCAGGGACAAUAACACUUUCAGCGCUUUCCUUCUGGACCUCUUCAAGCUCACCAUUGGGAUGGGAGACCUGGACAUGAUCUACAGUGCACAGAAUCCAGUCGUCUUUCUCAUCCUGUUAGUUACUUACAUCAUUCUCACCUUCGUGCUGCUACUCAACAUGUUGAUCGCUUUGAUGGGGGAGACGGUGGGUCAGGUCUCCAAGGAGAGCAAAAAAAUCUGGAAGCUUCAGUGGGCAACGACUAUCUUGGACAUCGAACGCUCGUUCCCGGUCUGUCUUCGCAAGUCUUUUCGAGUUGGAGAGAUGGUGACGGUGGGGAAGAACUAUGAUGGCACACCUGAUCGGCGCUGGUGUUUCAGGGUGGACGAGGUUAACUGGUGUCACUGGAAUCAGAACCUGGCGAUAAUUAACGAGGAUCCGGGCAAGAGUGAGACCAUCCAAGCCAACGGGCUGCAGCAGGGUGUUAGAGCUUUGAGGAGAGAUCGCUGGUCCACAGUGGUCCCGCGGGCAGUGGAGUUGAGCAAAGGUUCUCAGUCUCAUGAUCUCGCGGUAGAGAUGGAGCCGCUGUCACCCAGGCACUGAUUCCUGCAGAUGAUGAGUGCUGUCCUUGUUAUGAGGAGACAGCAGAAAGCCAUCAGCAUCAGUGAAAUCACUCUGCAGGGAACGAUUUGGCCAAUAAGUGUACUAAUUUGCACGCGUCUCCUGUGCCUUUGUUCAGAAAAGCUGUCGCGAAUAUAAAAGCAGCACACUCUGUGUAACAGGACAGACGACAUGCAGAGACACUGGAUAAAGAAUUGCUGAGUUAAAGACAUUAAAUGCUGUUAGAAACUAACCCUGAGACCAAAAAAGGAUAACAAAAAAUGUGUUUUGUAAGCAGUGAGCUGUAAUUUGUUUUGUACUUGUCACAUAAGAAUAGAAAAUCUCACAAAAAUGUACUGUACCUCCACUUUUCAGACAUCAGUGUCGGAAUACUCAGGGAUAUAAGAAAGUGAGAAUAUUUUACAGUGCCAUAUACUUUCAAAAACACAAUCGUAGCAGGCUAGCAGAAGCAUAAAUACAAUAUUAUGGCAUUUUCUAUGCUAGUAAUAAAACUUUAAUAAAUCCUAAAUUUGCACCUAUAUUUACAAUAAGAGAUACUGCUUUAUGAAAACAUAUCAAUAAAUAUUUAUAGACUUAUAGAAUAGAACUUUUUCACUUUUAAUUUUCUUACUUUGAGUUUUGUAAAGUCCUCCCCCAUGUGUUCUUAAUUACGCUCCACAUGCUGAUUUAAAUGUUCAUUUUCUAAAGUGCAGGAGACCAGUGUCUGCAAAGAGGACAUAUCUUUUUUAAAAAGUCUAUUUCUUUCCAUUUUUAUAUGAUAUUAAUUAAAUAGUUUCCAAACUUUGACAAUCUCAGGCUAGGAAUUCCAGCUUAGGCAGACACAGCCCUCAUUUGAACUGAAACACUAUUUACAUCAUUACACGUAUACAGAGACAUUAUUCUGAACACGGUGGGCAUGAUGAGCAGGUUAUAGUUGUCAAGCAAGUAUGCAAAUGGAAGACAAUAGCCUUCCGUGUUCCUUUGCAGCUGGGGUAUUUGCAUAAUCAACUCUCAGUCCCUCCAUUAUGUACUUCCCCUUAUUUGCUGCAGUGUUUUCAUUGCAAUUGGCUCCUUGCCCUAUAUAGCUUUUUUUUUAAACACACGUCUACUGCGUGUUUGUGUUACUGCAUUACACAACAGCUGACGGGCUGUACAUUUCAUUUUCACUUAUUCAUUACUGUUAAAAGUCACAUAUUAUGUUUACAUUUCCAAUCUAUGACUGUUCAUUUUUAUACUAUUUGUACGUUGCUGCACAGAACAGUAAAGACUGUAUUUUAUAUGUU